Archocentrus centrarchus (flier cichlid) is the source of this 3837-nucleotide messenger RNA. RefSeq names its product solute carrier family 10 member 7 (gene slc10a7). The record is from RefSeq and is a predicted model, not a curated record. Gene Ontology annotation, cellular component: plasma membrane. The coding region runs from base 155 to 1180 and encodes 341 amino acids. The transcript is spliced from 12 exons. NCBI's taxonomy places the organism in Eukaryota, Metazoa, Chordata, Actinopteri, Cichliformes, Cichlidae.
UGUGUCCGGAAGAAGCAUCUACUCGCCCUCUCUGUGUUUUCUGACAGUAAAAGCUCCGAAGAAGAAACGCUGGAGUUCCAGGAACUUCGGUCCCGGCUGCUGUGACAGUGGGGGGCCGGCGGGGAGAGCCGGGGAACCGCCGGCGAGCUGAAACAUGGGCCUCCUGGCGAGGAUACGAAAGGAGUGGUUCAUCAUCGGGAUCGUGCUGGUCAUCUUCUGGGCCAAACUGCAGCCCAGCAUCGGAGUGAAAGGAGGUCCUUUAAAGCCAGAGGUCACCGUAGCGUACAUCGCCGUCUCGCUCAUCUUCUUCAACAGUGGCCUGUCGCUGAAAACCGAGGAGCUGACCAGCGCACUGCUUCACGUGCGGCUCCACCUCUUCGUUCAGUCCUUCACGCUCAUCUUCUUCCCGCUCGCCGUGUGGCUGCUGCUCAGGGUGCUCGCGCUGACCGCCAUCGACCAAUGGCUGCUCAAAGGGUUACAGACGGUGAGCUGCAUGCCCCCUCCGGUCUCUUCCGCCGUUAUUCUCACCAAGGCUGUCGGAGGCAACGAGGCCGCCGCCAUCUUCAACUCGGCGUUUGGAAGCUUCUUGGGAAUCAUUGUCACACCUCUGCUGCUGCUGCUCUUUCUCGGCUCUUCGUCCUCCGUUCCCUUCUCCUCCAUCUUCGCUCAGCUCUUCAUGACCGUGGUGGUGCCUCUGAUCCUGGGUCAGGUGUGCCGUGGUUUCCUCAGGGAGUUUCUGGAGCGGCGAAAGCCUCCGUUCGGUGCCGUCAGCAGCGCCGUCCUCCUCAUGAUCAUCUACACCACCUUCUGUGACACCUUCAGUAAUCCCAACAUCGAGCUGGACCCCACCAGCCUGCUGCUGGUCGUCCUCAUCAUUUUCUCCAUCCAGAUCAGCUUCAUGCUGCUCACGUUUGCCUUUUCCACCAGGUCGGGCUCCAGGUUCAGCCCCGCGGACACCGUCGCCAUCGUGUUCUGCUCCACGCACAAGUCUCUCACUCUGGGUAUCCCCAUGUUGAAGAUCGUCUUUGAAGGUUACGAGCACCUCUCUCUGAUCUCGGUCCCCCUCCUGAUCUACCAUCCGGCUCAGAUCCUGCUCGGCUCCGUCCUCGUGCCCACCAUCCGCAGCUGGAUGACCAGCCGGCAGAAGGCGGUGAAGCUGUCAGCGCUGCAGCCCAUCUGACGAGGGGAAGAUUAAAGCUUUUGUGGGGUUUCUGGUGUCUGAUACAAAGCAGGCUAUGGCGGAGGAAUGCAGUACUCAUACGUGCCUUAUUACUACCAAUCAACAAAGACCUCAGCUCAGUGGAGGGAACGAGAGGAACCGCUUGCCUCAAUAUUCUUUGUUUCUAUGAUAAGGAAAGACUCCUGUUUCCAUCAUAUAUAUUGUUUUAUAUUUAAGAUAAGUGCAAGUUAUAUUUUUAUAUGGAUUGCCCUGAAAAUUCCUGCAAGAACAGGACAGUUUUGGAACUCGAAGGGUGGAGUUACUUGGACCAGUUUUUUCUUCUUUUCUUUUCCACAUUUUCCUAACUUCUCACUGCCUGUCGCUGCCUGAAAGUGUCAAUGAUUGUUACAUUUAUGUUCAGUAUAUGCUGGAUUAUCUGAUAUUUAAUAUACAGUACCAUACCAGCUGUUUGGAUUUUUGAUGCUUUCUAAAAUACCGUAUGUCUUAGAAGCAGUCUUGUGGUGGCACAGUUGGGUGGAGGCUGUUAAGCGGAUGUAGUGAGUCCAAUUUAACAGGCCAAAUCUUUCUCUUUUUUUGUUUAUUCAAAGAUUUGUGACUGUCUCAGUCAAAUUUCUGGCCACAUUAUUUGGGUGUUUCCCUCAGAUUCUAACCAAAGGGCAUUUAUAUCUUGGACCAACAAGGAGAGCUUUGGACUCUUAGGAGGGCUCCUAUUGAACAGUACUAAUUUCUGACUUUUCUGUACUUUGUUAAAAAGUGAAGUAGCACUGAUAUUAUUGGCUGAUAUUAGCUAUUUGCCAGUCUAUCUGGAUUUAUUGGCACAAGUGUUGACGUUGCAGGGUUUGUCCACUCUGCAACUUCCCUGUUGGCAACACAUCUGGAAGGCCACAGACUGAACAACCAGGUGAUCCUAGCAGAGUUGGGCAGACUGUAAACAAAUUAAUAACUACACAUAACAAAUGUUAGGGUAAUCUGUUUUGUGUUUAAUGUGUCUGAAAGGAAAAAAAGAUAUCAGCCGAUUUUUCUGGAAUAUCCUAUUUUUAAAUCACCAAAUAUUGGCCUUAAAAAUCCCAUAUCGCUUAGGCUCUAAAGUCAAGGUCUAAAUAUACCUCUGGAUGUAGAUGAUGUCCUGUUCUAGAACUAAGUAAAUAAAGGUAAUUAUUCCACCAGCCAAAAUCCAAUUUAAAUAUUGUCAGUGUUUUGGAGUGUCUUAAAUUCUAGAACCCUGGAAUCUGGAGUUGGUGAUUUCAGGUCUAGAACUGCAUCAGCUCAUUCAGACGUAUGACAUUGAAUGUUUCCUCAUCAUAAUCAGAACAACAUGAUAUUCACAGGGCUGUUGUUCUAGUACACCCCUCCGAAUCUCAUUCGAUGGACCAAACUGAAACACACCAGGGGAACAAAAAGGGGCAUUACUUUGCUCAGGGUCACUUUGAUAGUAUUUCUUUGAUUUGUUCUUUGCUCUCACUGCUUUAUCCUUACAUUCUUCUGGUGAAUGAUACCAAUUCUGACUUCCACUUUUCUUUAAGGGCUUUCAUGUUGUAUAAUAGCACAACCUCCACUAAGCCUCAGUGGACACAUCAGAGCACCUUACAGUAGCUCUGUGCACUGCUAAUUCUGUACCUGUUGAAGCAAAAAGAAGCAUUAGCAUGUUAAAAUGACCAUCACUGUCUUUAAUUGCUCUGGCUUAUAGCUAGCAGCACCAGGUGGUCGUGCUCCUAGUCAGCUUUAUCGGCACAUCUCUACAGAUUCUAAGUCCUUUUAGCACUUUGCUACUUUACCAGGCAUUUCCAGUCCUGAAUCUGUGAGGCGCUGAGGACUGUGUUUAUGUCGGACCUUUCUGCAGAGCAGGAUUUACCUCUAAUUCCAGCAAGUAAUGAGCAGAUUUUAUCCAGUUUCAAUCCAACAUUACAGUAUUUUUUUCAACAUGUAAUUAUGAUGUGUUGCUAAUCCUAUCCUGGAAGAAAAGAAAAGUGUUCAGUAUAUGACUCCAAGUUCUCUUAUCUCUGGUUUUGGUCUCCUCCACCUAUGGGAGCUUGUUUACGCCACUGAAAAUAAACAGGCAGAGCUAAGUCUAAAUUUUGAGUUUUCUCUAAAGUUUGAGCUAGUAAGUAAAAAAUCUGAGAUAAUAACCCAAAAUUUAGACUUUUGGAUGGCAAAAAAAAAUGUUUUUUUCAGUGGCAGAAGCAUUCCAUAUCCCUCUCCCGAAGCAAAUGCUUUUCAGCAGCUUGUCUACGGUACGAAGGGUGGACAGGCAAACAAGCCAAGAGCUGAGACUCCAUAAAUCCUCUGUAGGUUUUUAUAACCACACACAAUCCUGUUCACAUAACAGCCUUUUGGAAGGAUAAUUAACAAUAGAUUGGAAUUUUCACUGCAAACAUAUUCUUGAAAAUACUGCACGAACAAUUUAGGAUUUAAAUAUCUCUGAUUGAGAAUGUUACCAUAUUCACAAUGGAGUUAGUCACUGUUACUUUCAAUCUGAAGCCUUUACAGCGCAAAUGUCAUUUCCUACAUAUGUCGUCCAGCUUACAGUCGAUCUCUGUUCAGUCUGUUUACAGUGUGGUUGAUUCCACUGUAAUUUAUUGCGGGAGGAAAGACAAUGAAUGGGAUGUGUAUGUGUCUGGUUUUCUGUUUGUUGUAAUAAAGAACUAUUGUAAAUUAGA